Molecule: messenger RNA, 968 nt
Organism: Bursaphelenchus okinawaensis
Lineage: Eukaryota; Metazoa; Nematoda; Chromadorea; Rhabditida; Aphelenchoididae
Source: the annotation of a GenBank genome assembly
AUGAAGUUGUUUGUCGUCGUAUUACUAUGUGUGAGUAACAUCCAAGCAGCUCCACCGCCCGCGGCCGUCGCCGAAACGGCUGAUCUGGCCGUGAACAUGAAGAAGUUCCAAGAAGGUAAGAUACAACGCGGUGUUUGUAAAUUACAUUUUUAAGUCUACAGCCUGGCUACACAGUUGAUGAAUCUCGGAGGGAACAUCUUGAACAAUGCUAAUGGAGGAACCGGUUCCUCUUCGGCGCCAUCUUCUUCAAGGCUUUCUAGCAUCUCCAGCGAUUACUCAUCUUCUUCGGGUAACGGGAUUCUGGGCGAGGUGGUCAGGCCGCAGUUCAGAGGUAGGUGCACAUGUUUAUGGUGAUCGUAAUUUUAUUUUUUAUUUAUUUACAGUACACUUUAAACGUGUACUUUUGUCUAUUUUUUAUUGUAGCUUUGUUGACAUAGUUUUUGAAGGUCGUAGCAUAUUUACUUUGUGAUUUCAGGCGUUUCCAACUACGAACCAUCAGCUGAGAGAUCCAACUUUGGAUCAGGAGGCCUUUCCGAAUAUGGAGGAGGUCUUCUGGGGGCCGGAAGCAAGUCUCAGCCACGGUCCAUUAUGGAUACACUAUUGGGCAGUUUCUUGGGUAAGAUUCCAGCGCUAAAUUGAUAGCUUAAAGUUAAACUCAUCGCAGAAAAACACUAAUAGUUGACAGGAAACAUAAACUUUGGCUCCGAUUAGUAAAAACGUUUCUUACAGGAUCAUCCUUAGGAUCCGGCUCUGGAUCGUCUUCCUCAUCUGGAGCCGCCUCCAUCUUCCAGCCGUCGUACGAAGAGUACGGUGAGUCUAACUCCAAGUUCGGUGGCCCUAAGGGAUCUAACAUCGAAGCCAUUGUGGACGCCCUAUCCAGGGGUGGGGCCAAGCGAGCCACGCCCGAGCCAGACGCUGGACUAAACGCCGGAUCUCUGAUUAGCCAGUUCUUCGGUGGCGGUCGAUAA